AUGUGCAAACAAGUUGCAGCGUUUGUGUACUAACUGCAGUGCCAACAAUGCGGGCAAGCAUGACAAUAAUUUCCUAGGGGAGUUACUGGCAGCCUUACAGUGCAAACAGAUAAACUUUACAAGGCGUGGUCGUUAGGUUUGAUUCUGAGCUCGAUUCGCAGUGAGAUUAUAGUAAGGUUCUGUAAAGCGCUUAUAAAACGCCAUGCCUUCAAGAUUUGUUGUUGUGUUGGUCUCUGUACUUGCUGUUUCAGUUUCAAUUGGCAUCGGAGUUAUAAUUGGGUAUUUUUCUCAUCCGUCCGCCAACAGUAACGUCCAGGCACCGAUAGAAGAUGAGUCUAUCCAGCAAAAGUUAAUGAAUAGUAUUAAUAAGGAAAAUAUCCAGACACAUCUCAAAUUCCUGACGAAAAAGCCCCACAUCGCGGGGCGAAGCAACGACGAGGUGGAACUUGUGACCUACAUUGAAAACGAGUGGAAAGCGAACGGACUGGACAACGUUGUAAGCUACCCGUACAACGUCUUGUUAUCAUACCCGAAACAAGGAGACUCGAACUACGUUGCAAUAGUUGCGGCUGACGGUACAGAGUCAGAUAUAUCACAACGAAAAGAACUAGUCAUCGACCCGGAACAAAAUGACCCCGACGUGGUAGAUCCGUUUAACGCUUAUUCUGCGGCGGGAGAGCCGGAGGGUGAUAUCGUCUACGUGAAUUACGGAACCAUAGACGACUUCAUUUACUUAAACAGGACGAUGCUCAUUGAUUUUCACAACAAAAUCUGCAUCGCAAGAUACGGCUCAAUUUUCCGAGGAGAUAAAGCAAAGCACGCAGAGCAGUACGGGUGUGCUGGUCUUAUACUUUACUCCGACCCAGCAAACUACUGUGUUCCUGGCGAAGGGGUUUACCCCGACAGUUGGUACCUCCCACCCACUGGUGUACAGAGAGGAAAUCUAAAACUUGCUCGCGGCGAUCCAAGGACCAUCGAUUAUCCUUCGAUUCCAACGGCAUGGUUUAAAAACGUGAGUGAAACAUCUUUACCGAAAAUUCCAGUCACACCAAUAGGGUAUAUCGACGCUGUGAAAUACUUGAGCAAAAUGGGAGGACCUGCCGUACCUGCAGGCUGGAGUGGCGGUCUGAACAUUACGUACAGAAUAGGCCCAGGAUUUUCUGGCACUUACGCAAGCAGCAAAAUGAAAAUGAGCGUAAAAACAGAGAACGAAGAAAAGGAAAUUAAGAAUGUGAUGGGAUUUAUAAGAGGCUCAGUUGAACCUGACCGAUAUGUUUUGUUCGGCAAUCACCGCGAUGCUUGGGUGUUUGGUGCCACUGACCCCUCCAGCGGAACCGCUGUGCUUAUGGAGAUGGUACGAUCGUAUAGUGUGAUGUUAAAACAAGGUUGGCGACCCAGAAGAACUCUCGUGUUUUGUAGUUGGGGCGCGGAAGAAUAUGGUCUUAUUGGUUCUACAGAAUGGGUUGAGGAAUUCCAGAAACAACUUCUGUUUCGAGCAGUGGCUUAUAUUAAUGUUGACGUCAGCGUUAAAUCUUCCUACGUGUUUUCAUGCCGUGGAGUUUAUAGUUUGAGUAAUCUAAUGUUCGACGUGGCAAAGUCGGUCCCAAACCCUGAUACAGCAGAAGUGUCUAAAGGAAGAACAACAGUAUAUGAUACUUGGCUCUUACGAAGUCCAUUCAAUUCUUCUGAUCCAAGUUCCCUACCAUUUUUCGGCACGUUGGGUUCUGGAAGUGAUUACACCAUGUUUCUACAAAGCGUUGGUGUUCCAGCUAUUGAUAUGACGUACGACUAUGAUCGGGGACUUGGUAUAUCUUCCUACCCACUUUACCACUCUGUGUAUGAGACGUUUGACAUGGUGACUACAUACGUUGAUCCAGAGUUCACUUAUCAUCUGGCCAUGGCUCGCAUUUGGGCAGAAGCCGGACGCCGGUUGUCGGAUUCUGUUAUCCUGCCCAUUGAUUGCAGAUUAUACGGUGUCUACCUCGAUAGGAGUUAUGAUAGCCUGAUGACAAUAUACGGAAAGAGCAUGAGAGGAAAUGGUAUAGAUACAGAUAAGCUAAAAGAAGUAAUCGAUUUGUUUGCUGUUGCCGCGAAUGAAAUUCACGACAAGGAAAACACUCUGGACCUUUCGAAUGAUUUCCUGGUCCGGGGGUACAACGAUCAAUUGAUGCAAUUGGAAAGGGCAUUUCUGGAUCAAAAUCCACUUCCUGGAAGGCCUGUGUACAGACAUUACAUAACUGCACCAAGCCAGCACAACAACUACGGUAACUCUGGUUUCCCUGGUUUAGUGGACUCGAUGUUUGAUAUAGACGCAGAUCCUGAUCAAGUGGGAAGAUGGGAAGAAGUGAAAAGACAAUAUUCGAUUCUCAUUUUUCACAUUCUAUCAGCAGCAUCGACACUGCGCACCCCAGUGCCGAUGUAA
Molecule: messenger RNA, 2422 nt
Organism: Ciona intestinalis (vase tunicate)
Lineage: Eukaryota; Metazoa; Chordata; Ascidiacea; Phlebobranchia; Cionidae
Product: putative N-acetylated-alpha-linked acidic dipeptidase
Molecular function (GO): carboxypeptidase activity
Source: RefSeq, a predicted model, not a curated record